This is a messenger RNA of Hordeum vulgare subsp. vulgare (domesticated barley), 3388 nucleotides long. Its product is annotated as pentatricopeptide repeat-containing protein At2g13600-like. The record is from RefSeq and is a predicted model, not a curated record. Bases 11 to 2410 code for a protein of 799 amino acids. NCBI's taxonomy places the organism in Eukaryota, Viridiplantae, Streptophyta, Magnoliopsida, Poales, Poaceae. The transcript has a single exon. Gene Ontology annotation, molecular function: protein binding; RNA binding. Gene Ontology annotation, biological process: RNA modification.
UGGGAGGAGAAUGAGAGCGGCGGUUCGCACGCAGCGGCCGCGGCGGCCACCGCCGGCGGCGGCGACGGCGCAGCUGGCUUCCAGUUCCAGGCCGAAGCUGGAGAAGGCACAGGUCCCUCUAACCCUCCCGCUGAAAUUCCUCAAGCUCCGUCUGGCCAGCGGCCCGCCGCUCGCGCCCACGCCCAAGGCAUUCAAGUCCUACGCCGAGACCUGCGCCACCCUCCUCCGCCUCUGCCGCGCCACCGCCACCGCCACCGCCACGAGCAAUGCCGCGCUUGCUUCCUCCUUGUCCUCCUCCGAACGCCUGCCGCUCGCCCUCUCGCUGCACGCGCACGCCGUGCGCUCCGGCGUCGCCGCCGACACCUCCGUGGCCUCGCACCUCCUCACCACCUACGCCGCCUUUGCUCGCGCCGCGGAAUGCGACCGUGCCUUCGGCGACUGCGUCGCCGCGGGUGCCGCCUCCCCCUUCACCUACGACUUCAUGGUGCAUGAGCAUGUCAAGGCCGGGGACAUUGCCUCCGCUCGCGGGCUGUUCGACGGAAUGCCCGAGAGGAGCGUCGUGUCGUACACUACCAUGGUGGAUGCAUUGAUGAAGCGCGGGCGUGUGGCAGAGGCUGUCGAGCUGUAUGAGCAGUGCCCGUCCGGCUCCGUGGCCUUCUUCACGGCGACGAUUUCUGGUUUUGUCCGCAAUGAGCUCCACCACAAUGCUCUUGGCGUCUUCCGUAAAAUGGUCAGCUGCGGCGUGAGGCCUAAUGGUAUCACCUUUGUGUGCAUGAUCAAGGCAUGCGUUGGUGCAGGUGAAUUUGGUCUAGCCAUGUCCAUCGUGGGGUCGGCGAUUAAAUCAAACUUCUUUGAGAGCAGCAUCGAGGUACAAAAUUCUUUGAUCACGCUGUAUCUGAGAAUGGGAGAUGCAGCUGCAGCCCGUAAGGUGUUUGAUGAGAUGGACGUGAAGGAUGUGGUCUCCUGGACUGCAUUGCUUGAUGUGUAUUCCGAGUCGGGUGAUCUUGAUGGAGCUCGACGGGUUCUUGAUGCGAUGCCUGAGAGGAAUGAGGUCUCCUGGGGUACUUUGAUUGCUAGGCAUGAGCAGAGAGGCAAUGCGGCAGAAGCGGUGAAGCUGUACAGUCAAAUGCUGGCUGAUGGUUGUAGGCCAAACAUUUCAUGCUUCUCUAGUGUGCUCAGUGCUUGUGCUACUCUUGAGGACUUGCGAGGAGGAGCGAGGAUCCAUGCCCGUAGCCUAAAGAUGGGCUCUAGCACCAAUGUGUUCGUAUCCAGCUCUCUGAUCGACAUGUACUGCAAAUGCAAGAAGUGUAGAGAUGCGCAAACGAUUUUUGACACCCUCCCAGAGAAGAACAUAGUGUGCUGGAACUCUCUCGCUUCAGGUUAUAGCUACAACGGGAAAAUGGUAGAAGCUAUGUAUCUCUUCAAGAAGAUGCCUGCAAGGAAUUUAGCUUCAUGGAAUACGAUUAUCUCUGGUUACGCGCAGAAUCGACAAUUUGUUGAUGCGCUAAGAUCUUUCAAUGCAAUGUUGGCUUCGGGGCAGGUUCCAGGGGAAAUUACAUUCUCGAGUGUUCUUCUUGCUUGUGCAAACUUGUGCUCGUUAGUUACGGGUAAGAUGGCUCAUGCUAAGACUAUCAAGCUAGGAAUGGAGGAAAGCAUUUUUAUCGGCACUGCACUUAGUGACAUGUAUGCCAAGUCAGGGGAUUUACAGAGCUCCAAGAGGAUGUUUUAUCAAAUGCCUGAAAGAAAUGAUGUCACUUGGACUGCCAUGAUUCAAGGACUUGCUGAAAAUGGUUUUGCGGAGGAAUCUAUUCUUUUAUUUGAGGAUAUGAUGGCAACUGGAAUGACACCAAAUGAGCAUACAUUUUUAGCUCUUCUAUUUGCUUGUUCCCACGGUGGUUUGGUGGAGCAAGCCAUACAUUAUUUUGAAAAAAUGCAGGCAUGGGGUAUUUCUCCUAAAGAGAAGCACUAUACAUGUAUGGUUGAUGUCCUAGCUCGAGCUGGUCGUUUGAUAGAGGCAGAAGCUCUUCUGAUGAAAACCCCAAGUAAGUCAGAAGCAAAUUCAUGGGCUGCCCUUCUGAGCGCUUGCAACACUUAUAAGAAUGAGGAGAUUGGUGAGAGGGCUGCAAAGCGGCUUCAUGAGUUGGGGAAGGAUAACACGGCAGGCUAUGUGUUACUCUCGAAUAUGUAUGCAUCAUGUGGAAGGUGGAAAGAUGCUGCCAGGAUAAGGGUACUGAUGAAAGGGACCACACUCAAGAAAGAUGGAGGGUGUAGCUGGGUUCAAGUAAGAGGUCAAUAUCACGCCUUCUUUUCAUGGGAAGCAAAGCAUCCACUGUCAAUGGAAAUCAAUGAGAUCUUGGAUUUACUAUUGUGGGAAUCGUCUCUUGACUUUGUUUUGUCAGUAGAUUACUAGUGAGGACAGCCUUUGACAGAAGAAUUUCUACUACUACCUUUUCUUUAUUCAGAUUCAUAUAGAUAGGUAGCAAGAUGGAACUAUUUCUGGAGAAUGAUCUUCAGGAAAUUGACUUUGGCUCCCCUUGUGUUGGCUGUCGUGAUGUACUGAACUGGAGAAGGAUAUCCGCCCAGACAUCGAGCUGCAAAUUGCAUAGCAGGUUCGUGGUUGCGUUCACCAAGGGAAUGCAGGUGCUAUAGUUAUUGUGAAACGACUGAGUAUACUUGUAAAAUCUGUCUGAUUUAGCUGGCCAAUGAUUUUGAGCAGCAUUAUCAUCAUGGUAUGCUUCACCCUGCACCUGGAACAUCAUCGCCUUGUAUGCUAUUGAUAACCUGGAGUGUGGACUUUUCUGCCGUAGUUCAUAUGAUUUGGCGUGAAUCCGCUUCAGAUGAGCAGCAGGGAAAACGGGACUCAGCAUUCUCAGUGUCGUAUUUGCCUGCUGCAUCUUUUCUGGUCUCCACGGCUAUGCAUUGAUUUGUCUGACCAGUUGGCAUAGUUUGGGGGAUGUAAAUACACUACUGAAGAUGUGUCAUGUGACAAGCCUGACCAAGCAUAGAGUAUGAGGAGCUAGGGUGUUGGAACUUACUGUUGGAAUGGGUAAACCCUGUGAGCAUUGUUUUUUCAGUUGGACAAGGAGGAAAAACUCUCUACCAAGUUCAGAAGGAUCUCCGCAAGUUGAAAAAAAAAAUCAUAUCUCACAAGUCAGGCGUGAUCACAAUGCUUCUUCUCCGUUUCGUAAUCUGCUCAUUAACUGAAAAAAUAAAAUCAGAUCUGCACAUUUGGCUUACAGCGAAUCGCUGUCCGUUUUUCGCUUUUACUUUUGAGUGAAAAACUGUACUACGGUCGGUGAGGUUAACCCGUAUGCUUCCAAACUACCGGGGUGUCACAAUUUUGCCGAAGAUCAAAUAUUGGCUGUAACAUGAUUCUUAUUUGCGCGCC